AUGAUCGCAGGGAUGGAGAAGAAUACAGUCAAAGCAAUUAAAGCUUCUCAGAAGUCUAAAAAGAAGAAAGAAGUAAACAAGAAACUAAAGAAUCAAAUCGAUCAUCAACUUGUAAAGUACCCAUGGUUUAAGAGGAAAAACUGUUUGAUGAAUUGUGAAAUAAUCUUCAUACCCAAAACAUCAAUUGAAGAGCUCGUAACGGCUUUUAUUGUAGCUCUUGAUUUGGUCAAUCUUCAACACGCUGUUGAACGAUUAAUGACUGAUUCAAAUCGAGAUCAAAGUAAAAAGUACCAACCAGGGGUGAAUUCUGAAGUGGAAUUUAUUGAUAGUCGAAAACAAAAACGAGUGGAUCAUUAA
Molecule: messenger RNA, 357 nt
Organism: Melampsora larici-populina 98AG31
Lineage: Eukaryota; Fungi; Basidiomycota; Pucciniomycetes; Pucciniales; Melampsoraceae
Exons: 2
Coding region: 1-357 (118 amino acids)
Source: RefSeq, a predicted model, not a curated record